AUGGCGGUGACGGGCUGGCUGGAGAGUCUGCGGGCGGCCGAGAAGACGGCGCUGCUGCAGGACGGGAAAAGGAUGGUGCACUAUUUAUUCCCAGAUGGGAAAGAAAUGGCUGAAGAAUAUGACGAGAAGACAAAUGAACUACUUGUGAGAAAGUGGCGUAUGAAAACUUCCCUUGGAGCCUUGGGCCAGUGGCAGCUUGAAGUAGGAGAGCCAGCACCCUCGGGAGCAGGGAGUCUGGGGCCUGAGCUCAUCAAAGAAAGCAAUGCCAGUCCUAUCUUCAUCCGCAAGGACACCAAAACAAGUUUCCAGUGGCGGAUUCGAAACCUACCCUACCCAAAGGAUGUCUAUGGGGUCUCCGUGGCCCAGAAGGAGCGCUGCAUCAUUGUCAGAACAACCAACAAGAAUGUCUGCCACCUUUGCUAGCCAGGCCUGGGCCCCAGGAAGAGCCCUCAGCCUGCUGGUUAGGAAGAGGAUGCGGCCAGCAUUCCACCCUGUUGCAGGCAGAUGGAUCGCCUUUCCCUCAGGCAGAGCUUUGGACAAGAAA
Molecule: messenger RNA, 544 nt
Organism: Jaculus jaculus (lesser Egyptian jerboa)
Lineage: Eukaryota; Metazoa; Chordata; Mammalia; Rodentia; Dipodidae
Product: protein DPCD-like
Exons: 1
Coding region: 1-423 (140 amino acids)
Source: RefSeq, a predicted model, not a curated record